Molecule: messenger RNA, 833 nt
Organism: Laetiporus sulphureus 93-53
Lineage: Eukaryota; Fungi; Basidiomycota; Agaricomycetes; Polyporales; Laetiporaceae
Exons: 2
Coding region: 118-633 (171 amino acids)
Source: RefSeq, a predicted model, not a curated record
GUCGGAGCAUGAUGCAUGAUGGGCACGAGGCUCGCGUCCCCCGACGAAGCGGAGAAGGCUUGGAAGGCUUACUACGCAGUGCUAGGCUAGCGCUAGUGAUAUGCUGUGAGGCUUCGCAUGCGCACCUCAGAUUCAGAUAGAGGGCAACUUCGGACGCUGAUCUGCGCGGACGCAAAAGGACGAAGGACGUCCUUCGUCUGCGCCGAACAAACGUUUCUAUUCAGUACUUGCGCACGGUCGAUAGCCACAUGUAUACCCGCGGGGAUGGCAAUGCGGUGCUGCAUUCGUUUAUGCAGAGGCCCGAAGCUCGAAGCGAAGGCCAAGCUUGCACAUGCGAGUCGCGAGGAUGUGGAGAAGGUUUGUGAAAUUUUUGGGGAUUUGUAUUCUGCGAUGGCGGCCGCGCGGCGCGGCGGGUCGCGAACAAGAAAUGUCGACGAGCAAUUCACAAAAAAAGAGAGCUCUAAGCCCCGGAGCUUGGUGGCGUCGUCUCGAGCGACCUUGUCCCUGGCGACUCGUCACUCGGCGCAAUCUCGGGAGACGUCGACAGCCCGGGUAUCAAAAGCUCAUAUUAAUUGUGGGGCACGGAGAAUGGAGGCGGCGCACAAUAGUGCGCGGCAAGGACGUUCGACGUAGUACAAUUGCCUUCCGCACAUAGGCACCGCUCCUCAAAUUCAAAGCUCACGCUAUAGUAGCGCUCACUAGUCACUGCCCAUGGACGCUUAAAAACGUUCGCUCGAAAGAUGAACAAGCCAUUUGCUGAGAAGGGCGCUUGUCCAGCGUUACUCUAGUAAGCAGAGAGUAUUUACAGGGAGGAAACAUUUGCAUGAUCACUU